Molecule: messenger RNA, 5705 nt
Organism: Calypte anna (Anna's hummingbird)
Lineage: Eukaryota; Metazoa; Chordata; Aves; Apodiformes; Trochilidae
Gene: TRIM47
Product: tripartite motif containing 47
Exons: 6
Coding region: 38-1957 (639 amino acids)
Molecular function (GO): zinc ion binding; protein binding
Source: RefSeq, a predicted model, not a curated record
GGGCCGGGCUGGGACCGGCUGGUCGGGGCGUUCAGGAAUGGAGACCGCGCCCGGGAGCGCCCCGUCCUCCUCCGCCGUGGCGUUCCGGCUGGCGCUGGCUGCUCCCGGGCUGCCCGACGGUCCCUUCGGCUGCCCCAUCUGCCUCGAUUUGCUAAAGGACCCGGUGACCGUCCCCUGUGGGCACAACUUCUGCCAGGGCUGCCUGGGGGCACUCCGCCAGCGGCCGGGCCCCCCCGACGGCAGCGGCGGGGCGGGCGGGGCUGCCCGUUGCCCGCUCUGCCAGGAGCCCGUCCCCGCCACAUUGCGGCUCUGCAAGAACCGAGCCCUCUGCGAGGUGCUGGCAGCCGCCACCGCCGGUUUGUCUCCUCCGUCCCCACCCUCCGCCGGAUCCCCCAUGGCCCCGGGAGCCGAGGAAGAGGAGGAUGCAGCGGGGGAGGAAGGAACGACGGUGCUGUGCGAUGUCUGCCCGGCGGGAUCGAGGGCGGCGGCGGCGCGGUCCUGCCUGGUCUGCCUGGCCUCCUUCUGCGGGGCCCACCUGGAGCCCCACCGCCGCGCCCCCGCCUUCCGUGCCCACCGCCUGGUAGCCCCUCUGCGGCGUCUGGAGGAGGGGCUCUGCCCCCGCCACCUCCAGCCCCUCGACGGCUUCUGCCGCACCGAGCAAACCUGCGUCUGCGCCCGCUGCCGCACACACGAGCAUCGCGCACACGACGUGGUGCCCCUGGAGCGGGAGCGAGAGCACAAGGAGGCCCAAAAAGCCAAAUUCCUCAGUGAUGUGGAGAACAAGCUGGAGGAGCUGUCAGUCACCAUUGCACAGGCCAAGAAGAUGGUGGAACUCAUUAAGAGCACUGCCACGAAGGAGAGAGAAAAAGUCAAGAAGCUUUUUGCAGAAGCCUCUGAGGUCCUGGAGACCUUCCAAAAGGAAGUGGCUGGUUUCAUCAAGGAUGGGGAGUGCUCCAUGCUGGGGGAGGCUGAGGCUGAUCUCUGCUGGAAGGAGGAGAGGCGAACCAAGUUGGCCCAGUGCAAGCAAAACCUGGAGAACGUCCCCAGCACUGACACCAUCUACUUCCUCCAGGAAUUUCAGGCCUUAAAAGUAGCCAUGGAAGAAAACCUCUCCCCGGCUCUGAGCUUCCAGAAGGAGCUGAACUUCACCAAAUGUGCCCAAGCCGUGGGUGCUGUGAAGGAUGUGCUGUCUGCUGCCUGCAAAAAGCAGUGGGACCACUUGCAGAAAGGAAUUGAUGAGUUCAUUGAGGAGGUUGUGCCAGCCAAGUCCCCAUCUCCAGAGAAGUUGAACAAUCCUGCCUGCCUGGAGAGCCGUGAUUACUUCCUGAAAUUUGCCUUCAUCAUUGACCUGGACAGUGACACAGCUGACAAGUUCAUCCAGCUGUUUGGCACCAAAGGAGCCAAGCGAGUGCUUAGUCCCAUCCCCUACCCAGAGAGCCCGACCAGGUUCAUCAACUGCGAGCAGGUGCUGGGUGUUAACCUCAUGAACCGGGGCAACUACUACUGGGAGGUGGAGCUCAUUGAUGGAUGGGUCAGCAUGGGUGUCAUUGUUGAGGACUUUGACCCUGAGGAGUCCUACAACCGCGGUCGCCUGGGGAGGAACGAGCAGUCCUGCUGCCUGCAGUGGAACGGACAGAACUAUGUGGCCUGGUUUGGUGGAUUCGAGUCCGUCAUCCAGCAGCCAUUUUUCCAAACAAUUGGGGUCUUCCUGGAAUAUUCAGAGAAAGCCCUGACCUUCUAUGGAGUCAAGGACUCCAAGAUGACCUGCCUGCAGCACCUCAAGGCCUCUCCUUUUGCCAAGGGUCAGUUUGACCCAUUCCAGAACAAGAUCAACCAGCAAUUCUCCUUUCUUUUCUUGCACAAGCUGAAACCAGCCUUCUUCCUGGAGAGUGUUGAUGCCCACCUGCAGAUUGGGCCUCUGAAGAAAGAUUGUGUUUCAGUGCUCAAGCGUAGGUAACUGCCUGGGAUGUGGGAGCACGGGAAGACCUAAAGAGUCUCUCCUGCAGUCUGUUGUCACUGUCACGGCUUCUCCUUGGUAUUGUUGUAUCUCUCUUUGGCAGCCUUCCCUUCCUGCUCUGUGCUGCUAGUGACCCAGGGGUGGAUGAAGCUGUCUGGGAGGGAGCUGGAUCCCAGUGCCAGCCCUGCUGCUGGGUUGCUCAGUGAACUUGGGAGACUGUCUGUGCUGCUCCCUGCCCCUCAGUUUCCCUUUCUGGGCAUCAGGGACCGUGACACAGCCUUUCUUGGUAAAGCACAUUGCUUAGGAGAAGUGCCAUGUAUUUUUGAAGCUGUCUCUCGGCCAGCUGCCAGGCUGCCUGGUCCCUCUCCUUAAUAUCUGCUUGCACUGCCCUGGUGACUUGCACAGAUGUUCUGCUUUGUGCCUUAUCUCAGUCCCUGUGUUGCUGAUGAUGCUUUUUAAAGCGCUGGCUCAUUGUCACCUUCUGCAUACUCCUUAUGAAGUGCCUUUGAAGCCUGGUAUGGACCAGGUGAACCCCCAAAGCAGAUGCAGUCUGUUCCCCAGUGCCCACAUCACCAUCAUGCCUUGGGAUGGGUAAGCAGGGUGCUCCAAGGGGGUGGGAUGCAGAAGAGCCUGGCUGGGUGCAGGAGUGAUGCUGCAGUGACAGAGGAGGGAUACUGUGGUGACACAGAACCUCUCCCCACAGGACUAAUCACCACCAUUAGUGCUGCAAAGGUGAAAUGAGGAUCUUCGCCCUCCCUCUUGCUGCAGCCGGUGGGAAAAGCUGUUGUCCUGUGUGUGCUGUUCCCCAGCAUAGCCAGAAAUUCCAGCUGGGAAAGGAUAGAAGCCUCCUGCCAAGGAGCAGCAGCAUCGUUCAUGCCUUGAGAUGGCAAAGCGAGCAGCACAGAACACCUCUGAAGAUGUGCUUUUAGUUAAACAUGUUCCUCGGGAACUGCUUACAGAAGCUUUACAGCCGAAUUUCUCUCACCCCCAAACAUUUUUGAUGGCCCUGCUAUUUUAGAGGAUUUUGAUAUUUAAAUUCCCAGCCUUUAAGGUGCCCUGGGAACACUUGAGCUGUAAAUGCUCGCCGCAGCUUGGGUUUUAAGUGACAAAGAAGUGCCUUGAAUAUAUCCCAAUGGAAAAUGGUGCAUUUUAGGGGCAGCUGUGAGUGCACCUAUAGAAGAUGCAGCAGCAGUCAUUAUCAAGUGACCCUUUAGACUCUGGCAGGAGAUAACAAUUAACAAAAACUACUCUCAAGCAAACUUCCCCUCCAGGAAAGGUGGAAACUUCAGGCUGAGAGCCAAAAAUGCCAAUUCAUGUGUCCCAAGGGAGCUUUUCCAGCAAAAAAAUAGAGAAACCCUGCCUGUAUGGGCAGUACAGCACAGCCCCUGUCUCAGCACAGUGUACCUUUCCAUAAGUUUAUUUUUCCUGGGAUUAGUUUGCUACCUACCUCCCAAAGCUUGCUUUACAGAAUCACAGUGCUGUGUAAUAUAUACCUAGAGAGAAAAUAUAUGAGGUCAGGUUCUUUGCUGGCAUGAGUGAGUCAGUCAUGAUGCAUCAGCCCUCAGCAGGGAUGGAAAAUGGUCUGUUUAGCUAAAUAUAUAAAAUAUAUAUAUAUAUAUUCCUCAAAGGAUAAGCUGGAAAUUAUAGUGGUAUAUUCAAGGGGAAAGAAGGGAAAAAAGCAAACAUGAAUAAAAAGGCAGCCACAUUGACAAGAGGUUAAAGUUAAAGCCACAUUUACAUAAACACUGAAGCUUCAAGAGCUGUUUAACUGUAACUCGUGUGCCAGCACUGCCAGUUGUCACAGAGCUGGGGAGAGGUGCUGGACCCCUGCAAGCAGCUACCACUGUAGGCUCUCUUUGGAGGGGCUGAAGGGUCUGAAUGCAACUGCCCACUCCCCAGGGCAAGGCAGGUGAGUUUUUCUGACAGGAGGAUUGCUUCUCUUCCUCCUCCUCUGCAUGCAGUGACUGGAGUAUUCAGAGUAUUCUGGAGUAUUCCAGUAACCUGGAGCAUUGUGUGUGGUUCUGGGCUCCCCAGUUCAAGAAAGACAAAGAACUAGCUUCUGGAGAGAAUACAGCACAGGGCCACUAAGCUGAUGAAGGGACUGGAGCAUCUGCCCUGUGAGGAAGGGCUAAGAGGGCUUGGGUUUAGCUUGGAGAAGAGGAGGCUGAGGGGGAUCCCAUCAAUGUUAAUGAAUAUCUAAAGUGUGGAUGCAGGAGGGUGGGUCUGGACUCUUGAUGUCUCGUGGUGUCCAGUGACAGAACAAGGGGUAAUGGAUACAAACUGGCACACGAGAUUUAAAAUAAAAUCUUCUUCACUCUGAGUUUAACAACUCUGGAAUAAAUUGCCCAGGGAGGUUGUGGAGUCUCCAUCCCUGUAGACAUUCAAGACCUGCCUGGAUGUAUUCCUCUCAAACCAGCUCUAGGUGAUCCUGCUCUAGCAAGGGGGUUGGACUAGAUGUUCCUCAGAAGUCCCUUCCAACCCCUCACUAUUCUGUGAUUCUGUGACUCCUAAAAUACUGCAGGUGGUGGGAAAAGGGGAGGUAGGGCUGCCAGAGUGAAAUCUUCAGAUGAAGUCUUGGCCUUUUUCCAGCGUGUGGGAAUGCUGCCCAGACUUCUGUCCCAAUGGGAAUUCCCUCCACAUGUCCCAAGCUCCUACCUCAAAACCUCUUUUGUUUGUUCAGUUCCCUGCAUGGCUCAGUCUUUGCAGGAGAUGUCAACAGUGACAUAGCACAGGCAUUGCUGUUGUUUUGCCAACACCAGGGAGGAUUUGCUAUCAGAAAUACACUACCAGAUAAGAAAAGGAAAGACGUGCUUGAUGACAUCCCGAGAGGAUGAAAAGGUAACCUGGCUCUCUGCUGCAUGCCUGCAGGAAGAGAUCUCAGAUGCGGGCUCCCAUCUCAACUCUGUCUGUGCCAUAAAUCUCAUUUAUUCAGGCAAAACUCCCACUGUUCGCAGCAGGAGGUUUGCCAGAGUAAACAGAGCAGACCUGGGCCUUCACCCUGUUUUCAUUUUGCUGUAGGCAAAUUGAUUGCUCCAUGGGGAAACUUGUGCUGGAGCCAUGCAGCCCUCCCUUCUCUGUGUUGCCCAACACUCAGACACAAGGUUCUGAACUCCUUCAGGGUUUGGGUUGGUUCAGGGGGCUCCUGUGUCUUUCCCCAUCCUGUGGCAGUGUGUGAGCAGCUCAGCUCAGGAGGACGUGUCUGGUGUUGAGGCUUUGGCCACCACUUCUGUUUGAUUCACCUCUGCCCCGAGAGCCCAGAUGCUGGUGCCCAGCUUUGCAGCAGGUUUAGAGGGCUCCUGGGGAUGGGAUGCCGUAGGGAGGCACUGCCCAACCCUCUUCUUCCUGCUGCUUGCUUUUAUCAUGGUUGGUAACUCUAAAAUUCUGAUGGUUUAGGACAUAAAGCAAAUUCUGACCCAUUGAAGGAGCAAUCCCCUUAGGCUGCUGGACCAGAAGUUGCUCUGUGUUGCCAAUAAUUUGGGGUGUAAACUGGAACAGUUAGGAUAAUGUGAACUAUGCCAGCUCUGGAUUGCUGGCUCUGCCACAAACAAAGGUAUGUGGUGUGUGAUGAGUUUAGAUGGACACAUAGCACUUGGCAAUGUAAACAGCCUUUUCAUGUUCCCUUGAGCGAUUUCUGCCGUCACAGAGUGUUCCUCUUUUUAUUUAGGAUAUUUUACAGUCUGUGAAAAAAACUGUAACAGAAUAAUAUAAUGAUGUUAGAGAUUAUGAUUUGCCAUUAAACAAUAUACAG